This is a messenger RNA of Sphaeramia orbicularis (orbiculate cardinalfish), 1887 nucleotides long. It is a transcript of the gene lhfpl2a, whose product is annotated as LHFPL tetraspan subfamily member 2a. Gene Ontology annotation, cellular component: membrane. The record is from RefSeq and is a predicted model, not a curated record. NCBI's taxonomy places the organism in Eukaryota, Metazoa, Chordata, Actinopteri, Kurtiformes, Apogonidae. The coding region runs from base 689 to 1366 and encodes 225 amino acids. The transcript has 4 exons.
GUGUGGCACACAGAGGGAGAGAGCCAUUCAUUCUUCUGUGGUCCCGGAGAAAACGUGGAAGAUGAACAGACACUGAGGAAAAAACCGAGCCAGGACGCGACUCCCGACAUCUGAACCUCCCCGAACCUCCUCAGAGAAGACAAGACGGAAAAACACCCUGAAAAACCUGCAGGAUUUUCACAGGCGUCGCUUCAGAUUCGCACAGGCACAAAGUUUACACGUUGUAAAGAGCAAGAGAGAAGAUUUUCAGCAGCAAGUAAAUCUGACGAAACCAUCUGUGCUUCCGCUGCAAGAGUCCACACAAGAGGUGUGUCUGAUGUGACGCCAGCGGGCUGGCUUGGGGAACACAACUUCAAUACGAUGUAGACACCAAAAACCAGACAGAGUAAGAGUCUAAAGAGAGAAGGAGGGUAAGUUAGAGGAGGAGGAAGGACAGCUGUGCCGCACAACACCACAAGAAGAUAAGAAGUGAAAGAGAAGCAGAGGGAAGCUGACUGAAUUAUUGACCUUCUGUGUACAGUGGUGUCAUCUAGCCUUUCUUUCCAGCUGUUGUGAAUCACUCUGAAAGCUUCAACGGAGAACGACCGCAACCUUCUUUCUCGCCACUUUUUGAGGGCCUUUUACCCAACCUUCCACACUGCAACAACUUUAGAAAACUUGACCAGAAGCACAUCCAGCUGCCGUCAGUAUGUGCCAUGUCAUUGUCACCUGCCGCUCCAUGCUGUGGACUCUGUUGAGUAUUGUUGCUGCGUUUGGAGAGCUCAUUGCCUUCAUGAGCACUGACUGGCUGGUUGGAUUCCCCCGCACUCCAGAUGCUGUCUUUAGCCCCCAUGGGGCCACCACAGCAGGAGAGGCCUACAGGCCCACCUUAGGUAUCUACGGCCGCUGUAUAAAACUGCCCCACCUGCACCGUGGAAUUCUGUGUGGCCCGUACGCGGUCCACUUCGGGGAGAUUGCCAGCGGGUUCUGGCAGGCUACAUCUAUCUUCCUGGCUGCAGGGAUCCUUCUGCUGUGUGCUGUGGCAUUCAUUUCCGUCUUCACAAUGUGCUUCCAAAGCAUCAUGAAGAAGAGCAUCUUUAACGUCUGUGGACUGCUGCAAGGGAUAGCAGGUCUGUUUCUGAUCCUUGGGCUCAUGCUGUACCCUGCUGGCUGGGGUUCAGACAAGGUUCAGCUGUACUGCGGUCCUGACGCGGCUCCGUAUCGGGCCGGCCUCUGCUCCAUGGGCUGGGCUUUCUACACUGCCAUGGGGGGCACAGUGCUCACUUUCAUCUGCGCCGUCUUCUCCGCUCAGGCCGAAAUCGCCACCUCCAGCGACAAGGUUCAGGAGGAGAUCGAGGAGGGCAAGAGCCUGAUCUGCCUCCUCUGAGGGCUCACCUUGUGUCGUCCUGUCUGGAAAAGAAAAGAUGAAGAAGAUAGCAAGAGAGGAAGGGAUAGAUUGACACCUGCCCUUCUGCCUUGUCCCAUGAGGCACCUGUGUUGUUUACCACUAAGACUGACUCUUUUUGUUCCUGUUUUGUGUUUAUGUGGGAGAAAUCUCCAAGUGCCAAUUGUUUUUUUCAGUGCGUCCUUGUCUUUCUGCCACUAGAGGUGCUGUGUCUGUGUUAUUGUAUUCAUGUUAACCAUGUGGAUGCCCAGAGAGGCUUUGUCUGUCACCACAUGUUCUGUAAAUAAGUGUGAUUAUAUAUUAUAUUGUACAUAGUUAUAGUUGCAGAAUGAUGGUCAGCGUGAUCCAGGCUGGGCUGAUGAAGUCACUCUUGCCUUAAAACACUGGUGUUUUUGUUUUUCACCAGAUCCCAACCAGCAAACCUGGAUCUUUCCUCCUUUUGCCACGUGUGAGUAAUAACUCAACAAGGGAACCACUACUCAGUCAGAAUAAACUACUCACAG